Messenger RNA from Ostrea edulis (European flat oyster), 3084 nucleotides. RefSeq names its product E3 ubiquitin-protein ligase TRIM33-like. Gene Ontology annotation, molecular function: zinc ion binding. Lineage: Eukaryota; Metazoa; Mollusca; Bivalvia; Ostreida; Ostreidae. The record is from RefSeq and is a predicted model, not a curated record. Bases 166 to 2562 code for a protein of 798 amino acids. The transcript is spliced from 7 exons.
ACAACUACACCUUAAAGUUUGACCGACUUGGAAGUCAGUGCUGCAAAUCCAUGCACGAAUAAGUGGAAAGAAAACUGAAGUGGAAAAAAACCUUUUUAAUUUGAUAUGACUUAAAAGCGUGAUUUCAUUGUGUUAUUUUUGGAAUUUUAUUAUUACAUUUGUAUUAUGGAAAGCACAGCCUUUACAAACUGUGUCCAAUGUCACAAUGAGUUCGACGAGAGCAGGCGGCAUCCUCACGUGUUGUCGUGCCUGCAUACCUGCUGUUCUUCAUGUCUAGAAAGAAUCGUUUCCGGAAAGAACAUCUCCUGCUCGGAGUGUCACUCACAAACUGAAAUUUCUAGCGAGCCUUGCAAGGAACUACCUCUUGACACCGCCUGUCGAAAUUAUUUGGAUUUUGUUCGCGUACAACGGAAGCCAUCAGAAGUCCAAUGCACCGACUGCCCCGACCAAUCGGCAGCAUCGUCGUUUUGUAAGGAGUGUUUUAAUUUCAUGUGCCCUGAAUGCACGUUGGCUCACAAGAGAACGGCGAUUACUCGCAAACAUACAGUUGUGACUGUCAGUGAAUUAAGAGAAUCUGGACUCCAUGAAUUUCAUCGAAGAGACACAUGUAACAAACCCGGACAUGAGGAGCAAGUCUUCACGUUCUACUGCGACAGAAGAGGUUGUGAUAUUCCAAUAUGCACGCUCUGUGCCGUCUGCGAUCACAAUCAGACCAAUGGUCAUCUUAUCCGCAACUUGAGCGAUGUUUAUGAAGAUUCCAAAACCGUUGUGCAGAGCGUUAUUCGUGAGAUCAACGCUCGCGGCACACCAAUGUCGGAGGCUGUGGACCAACUAGAACGCGUCGUGGACGAGUUAGCAUCAACUGAAAGCGACAUUAGCCAGGAGAUAGACACCAUAUUUGACAAAUACCAGAAAAUUCUCAAUGAACGGAGAUACCAGUUGCAGAUGGAAGUUCAGAACCACUGCCAAGUGAAAAAGAGAGACCUACAGGAGAAAGUAAAGACACUGAAGUCAUAUACCACGGACGUUAAAACUGCCACAGAUUUCACCAAUCGAGUCCUGCUUUAUACCACAGCAACGGAGUUUCUCAACUUAAAAAACGUCAUACUGAGACGUAUUCUAGAGCUGAAAAAUGUAAACGUAUCUAUUCCUGCAAAGGAUGAUGUGGCACUGAGAUUUUUGCGAGGUGUCAGUGAUGAUUCCUUCUUACAGUUGAUUAAUGGUAUUGGCAAUUUGUCCUCCAGAGAAAGCCCAGUUCCACAGAGCGCUCUACAUAACGGGCAUACAGACUCCUCCAUAAAAACAGGCCGUUCUGAGUAUGUUUCUCCAAUAAACCAAGAAAUUUCCCGCUCACCCAGUGGGGGAUCCCCUAAUGAAGCUUCCAGAAACGCCAAUCUUGCCAUGCCGACAACUCACCAGUCUCCAGUGCGCAACAAUGAUUUGACACCCGUUCGUCAGCUGAGUGUACAAACAGCGCCAACACUGACUAGAGAACCAGUACAGAGACAAUUCAGUCUCCCAGCGCAAGAUAAAAAACAUCAAAGCACAGUCGCCAUGAUAAACGGUUUACCCAAAAACUCCGCAGAAGAAAAAAGUUCCUUUUUUAAUAGAGCUAAAACACCAGAUGAACACGUGACAGCUGACGUCACUGAAAAGAAACCACGCCCUACCCCAUUAAAAUUGGAUCCAUCACCCCAACCUUUAGGUUUGGGUGACUUUUUGCGGAAUCUAGAAAUGAGGGGAGAGUUACCAAUGAAGAAAUCCGAAAAGACGGUACAAGCCACCCGAGAGUCUUUUCAACAGCUGAGUCCAGAUCGCCCCUUUCAGCCGGUCACCUCCCCUAUAUCUCCCAAGACACCCACAUCAAUGGCUCCUGAACUAAAGAAUCUUCCUGGUGUCAUAUAUGGCGACGUUGUUUGUCCAGAAUUCACAUUCGACGUACUGACCAUUCACAAUGAACGCGAGGUCUCCCUGGACGGCAAAGUCUUAAGGAACAGAAAGACGGGCAAACCAAGCAGUUCUGUCACCGCCGAGAAACAGCUCCAAAACUACAAAGGAAUCAUUGGAAAUUUUGCUUUCAAAGAGCUCGGCAAGUAUUACUACGAAGUGGACGUGUCCUUCACAAUCUACCAGCCUUUAGAACAAACUUGGCUGGUUUAUGAGUUGGGUAUUUGUCGGAAAGACAUAAUUGACACUCACCAUACGGUGGAACGUCAUGAUCAUGCGCGAUCAUGCUACGUCGCGAGAUACCCGGAAGACGGUAAGUUGGCUCAUGAAUUCUGGCACAAUCGUGACCUUCUGACCUACGUACCACUGUCAGAUAACGCUGCAGGUAUUACUGUGGAACUGACCUAUGGUUUACUGAUCGAUACUAGACGAAGGAAGUGGACAGUUGCAGACGUUGUGAAACAAAAGAAACUGCACACCUUCACAGGAAUCGACUUCACAGAUGCGCUCUAUCCGGUGUUUGGUACAUAUAACCCUGAUCUUGUAAGCGUAGAGAUGACUCUACGCACUGGGUCAGAAAUUUCUGCUUUCCCUCCUUUUUUGAAAGGAUUCUAAGUUACAGAUAGUAAAAGCUCUUGAAAUAGAGAAUCCACAAGUUAGAUGAAUCAUGUGCAGGACUCGAAUUCUUAGGGAAUGUUUUGUACAUGAAGCUAGAUAUUCAUGUAAUGUCUAUUUAUAUACACUUUAUUGUAUAGUGCUUUUUAGAACAUUAAGAGUGUGGAAGUUACGUGCAAGAAAUGAUGUACAUGUGUGUACAUAAAGCAAAUCCUUACAAUCUGCAGUUAAUAAUUGUCAGGCCAACACUUAAUUCUUGAACCGAUCGUUCGACUCCAUGGCAUUUCCACCCCUCGGAUGUUCUUGAGUGCUGGUAUGAAUUUGUUUUCAAUAUUGUGAUGUUGAAGAGUUCUUUUUUUAUAAAGAUCUGUAUUAUCAGAUAAUCUUUUAAUAUGAUUAUGUGAUAUCAUAUACACACCAACUACAGAAGACUGAGAUGAGAAUUUUAGGAAGACAAAAGAUUUAAACAUUGAUUAUGAAUUGUAUAUUUAAGGUGUAACAUACAAUAAAUCAACAACUGAG